Messenger RNA from Astrephomene gubernaculifera, 403 nucleotides. Lineage: Eukaryota; Viridiplantae; Chlorophyta; Chlorophyceae; Chlamydomonadales; Astrephomenaceae. The record is from the annotation of a GenBank genome assembly.
CUUUGCGGGACUUCCUACCGCCGCCGUGGAAGGACAUGCAUGUCAAGUACUUGCGGGACAUCACUGCUCUCAGCCCGGCCAGUCGAAGCCUGUGGACUUGCCGCAAGAUGCCUCCGCCCUCCUCCGCCUCAGUAACCGCCGGCUCGUCCCCUCCGCCCGGCCCUACCCUGGAGCUUCGCACUGCCAGCGGCAACCCGCUCUUUAUGCGCGUGUCGGUCUCCACGGUGGAAAUGGCGGGGGAGCCGACACACGUCAUACGGCUUGCAAGGUCUUCCCUGGAGGCAGCACUGGACGAACGGCGCUUGCGUCUGAGUGUUUCCCCGGAGGGUGUCAUCACGGCCGCAAGCAAGGGAACCCCCACACAGCUGUUUGGGCUGGAGCCGCAGCAGUUCGUUGGCCAAAG